This is a messenger RNA of Ricinus communis (castor bean), 1748 nucleotides long. Its product is annotated as GDSL esterase/lipase At5g14450. The transcript has 5 exons. Bases 327 to 1520 code for a protein of 397 amino acids. The record is from RefSeq and is a predicted model, not a curated record. Lineage: Eukaryota; Viridiplantae; Streptophyta; Magnoliopsida; Malpighiales; Euphorbiaceae. Gene Ontology annotation, molecular function: hydrolase activity, acting on ester bonds.
AGAAUAGUCAAACCCAUAUCUAAAUGCUUUUUCUUUUUAUGAUUAAAUAGAUAUUUCGUUUCUCUAAUUGAUUUAAAAUCCAGGAAUUAGAAAAAGGAAUUAACUUAAUGAUCAAUUAAUUCAUCCAAAUGGGUCAAAAUAUUAUGCUAGAUCGAAGAUGGAUUCCGGAUCUUAGAAGGAACAAAUCUAACUUUAAAAACAAGAACAAGCCAACCUUUUGAAAAUCUGAUUGUUAGACUGUCGUUUUAUGAGGUCUUAUUUAUUUAUCUAAUUUCCUUGUUUCAUACAAGUCCGAUAAGGAAAAGAAUCAGAAACGACAUAGCAUCAUGAACUGGUCAAGACGCAUCAGCAGGAAAUGGAAACUCACCCUGCAAGCAGUGGCGAUUCUACUUUCUUUAGCACUUGUAUUCUCAUUUUUUCCUGCUAAGGGAGGUAAAAAGAUUCUUGGACACUUCGGCGGUUGUAAUUUCCCUGCCAUAUUCAACUUUGGUGAUUCUAAUUCUGACACGGGCGGAAAAUCCGCUGCAUUUCAUCGGCUUCCCUAUCCAAAUGGUUACUCUCUCUUCAAGAAGCCAUCUGGGCGGUACUGUGAUGGACGUGACAUUAUUGACUUCAUUGCUGAGAGAUUGGGAUUGCCUUACUUGAAUGCUUACUUAGAUUCUAUUGGGACUAACUUUCGCCAUGGAGCAAAUUUUGCCACUGGAGGAUCUACUAUACAGCCAGUGGAUAGUAGAAUAUUUGAGGGAGGUUUUAGUCCUAUUUCUCUUGACAUACAGCUUUUGCAGUUUGAACAAUUUAAGGAACGAACUCUUGAGCUAUACAAUCAAGGUAGAAGCUCUUAUGUUGUGAAUAGUCUUCCAAGACCUGAGGAUUUCUCUAAGGCACUAUACACAUUGGAUAUAGGACAAAAUGAUCUUCAUUCUGGAUUUGGGUCAAUGACAGAGAAGCAAGUUCUGGAAUCUAUACCUGGUAUCAUUAAUCACUUUGCUCAGGCGGUUGAGAAAUUGUAUCAACUAGGAGCAAGAACAUUUUGGAUACACAAUACUGGACCCAUUGGCUGCUUACCUUAUGCUGUUAUAAAGUAUCCUCCAGAGCCUGGGAAUAUGGACCAAAUUGGUUGUGUAAACUCCCACAAUAAUAUCUCCCAAGACUUUAACAGGCAGCUGAAAGAUAGGGUGUCCCGGCUUAGGAAACAACUUCCAGAUGCUGCGCUUACAUAUACUGAUAUCUAUACAGCUAAAUAUUCAUUAAUUUCUGAAUCAAAGAAUCAGGGAUUUGCUGAUCCUUUUGGAUAUUGCUGUGGGCAUUAUGGAGAUUACCGUGUUCAAUGUGGGGGAAAGGCAACAGUGAAUGGGACAGAAAUCUCUGGAGAUCCAUGCAGCAAUCCUGAACUCUACAUUAGUUGGGAUGGCAUACAUUAUUCUCAGGCUGCAAAUCAGAUUGUAGCCAACAGGAUUCUUGAUGGUUUCCUGUCAGACCCUCCUUUGUUUAUAAAUGAAACAUGUGGUAACCACACUUGAUUCAACAUCAAUUCUCUUUGGCAGAGAUUGAACAACUUCUAGGAUCCAUCUUGUGAAGUAUUGAAUUCUUUUCAUUAAAUGAUUACUAUAGCAACUGCAGAAACUAAAUGGGAACCACAAGCAACAAAGGUUUAGUGACGGCAGAGAAAUUUAAUAGAUCUUUGUGUGCUAUUGCUUGGAAUAUUCAGAAAUUUCUGCUCAUAUUAUUUGUAUAUGGAAUUACUGGAA